This is a messenger RNA of Callithrix jacchus (white-tufted-ear marmoset), 3048 nucleotides long. It is a transcript of the gene KLHL7, whose product is annotated as kelch like family member 7. Lineage: Eukaryota; Metazoa; Chordata; Mammalia; Primates; Cebidae. Gene Ontology annotation, molecular function: protein binding. Gene Ontology annotation, biological process: protein ubiquitination. The record is from RefSeq and is a predicted model, not a curated record. Gene Ontology annotation, cellular component: Cul3-RING ubiquitin ligase complex.
CCCCCGCCUUCUUCCGCGAAGUGCGCAGGCUCCUCGACCGGUUUCGGGUUCUGUGAGGGGACGCAGCCCAGCUGGCAGCGUCGCUCCCUGAGCGCGCCUGAGGGGGCCGCCGGGCCUUGUUUUUCGGCAGUGGUCGAGCCGCCACCGCCGCCAGUUCCAGAACUGAGCGCUGCAGCCGCAGUCUCGAUCGCCUUGUUUGGUCGACAGGAUCCCCGGAGUGCCCAGAGAGUGCGACCGCUCGCCUAGCCCGGCGAGCUCCGGGCGUGAAUCGAGCUGAGGGAGGAUGGCAGCCUCUGGGGUGGAGAAGAGCAGCAAGAAGAAGACCGAGAAGAAACUUGCUGCUCGGGAAGAAGCUAAAUUGUUGGCGGGUUUCAUGGGCGUCAUGAAUAACAUGCGGAAACAGAAAACAUUGUGUGAUGUGAUCCUCAUGGUCCAGGAAAGAAAGAUACCUGCUCAUCGUGUUGUUCUUGCUGCAGCCAGUCAUUUUUUUAACUUAAUGUUCACAACUAACAUGCUUGAAUCAAAGUCUUUUGAAGUAGAACUCAAAGAUGCUGAACCUGAUAUUAUUGAACAACUUGUGGAAUUUGCUUAUACUGCUAGAAUUUCUGUGAAUAGCAACAAUGUUCAGUCUUUGUUGGAUGCAGCAAACCAAUAUCAGAUUGAACCUGUGAAGAAAAUGUGUGUUGAUUUUUUGAAAGAACAAGUUGAUGCUUCAAACUGUCUUGGUAUAAGUGUGCUAGCGGAAUGUCUAGAUUGUCCUGAAUUGAAAGCAACUGCAGAUGACUUUAUUCAUCAGCAUUUUACUGAAGUUUACAAAACUGAUGAAUUUCUUCAACUUGAUGUCAAGCGAGUAACACAUCUUCUCAACCAGGACACUCUGACUGUGAGAGCAGAGGAUCAGGUUUAUGAUGCUGCAGUCAGGUGGUUGAAAUAUGAUGAACCUAAUCGCCAGCCAUUUAUGGUUGAUAUCCUUGCUAAAGUCAGGUUUCCUCUUAUAUCAAAGAAUUUCUUAAGUAAAACGGUACAAGCUGAACCACUUAUUCAAGACAAUCCUGAAUGCCUUAAGAUGGUGAUAAGUGGAAUGAGGUACCAUCUACUGUCUCCAGAGGACCGAGAAGAACUUGUAGAUGGCACAAGACCUAGAAGAAAGAAACAUGACUACCGCAUAGCACUAUUUGGAGGCUCUCAACCACAGUCUUGUAGAUAUUUUAACCCAAAGGAUUACAGCUGGACAGACAUCCGCUGCCCCUUUGAAAAACGAAGAGAUGCAGCAUGCGUGUUUUGGGACAAUGUAGUAUACAUUUUGGGAGGCUCUCAGCUUUUCCCGAUAAAGCGAAUGGACUGUUACAAUGUAGUGAAGGAUAGCUGGUAUUCCAAACUGGGCCCUCCAACACCUAGAGACAGCCUUGCCGCCUGUGCUGCAGAAGGCAAAAUUUAUACAUCUGGAGGUUCAGAAGUAGGAAACUCAGCUCUGUACUUAUUUGAGUGCUAUGAUACAAGAACUGAAAGCUGGCACACAAAGCCCAGCAUGCUGACCCAGCGCUGCAGCCAUGGGAUGGUGGAAGCCAAUGGCCUGAUCUAUGUUUGUGGUGGAAGUUUAGGAAACAAUGUUUCUGGGAGAGUUCUUAAUUCCUGUGAAGUUUAUGAUCCUGCCACAGAAACAUGGACUGAGCUGUGUCCAAUGAUUGAAGCCAGGAAGAAUCAUGGGCUGGUAUUUGUAAAAGACAAGAUAUUUGCUGUGGGUGGUCAGAAUGGUUUAGGUGGUUUGGACAAUGUGGAAUAUUACGAUAUUAAGUUGAACGAAUGGAAGAUGGUCUCACCAAUGCCAUGGAAGGGUGUAACAGUGAAGUGUGCAGCAGUUGGCUCUAUAGUUUAUGUCUUGGCUGGUUUUCAGGGUGUUGGUCGAUUAGGACACAUUCUCGAAUAUAAUACUGAAACAGACAAAUGGGUUGCCAACUCCAAAGUUCGUGCUUUUCCAGUCACAAGUUGUUUAAUUUGUGUUGUUGAUACUUGUGGAGCAAAUGAAGAGACUCUUGAAACAUGAAAAAUGAGUGAACGUCAGACUCAUCAGAGACUCAGAAAUACAGCCACCACUGCUUUGUUCCAAGGGUUUGGUGACAAAGUUUUGGUUUGGUGUUUUGGUAAAGAAAGUAUCAAGUGAAAUGAGGUCCCUAUAAAAUAGAUGUUUCUUUUAUAUGGAUUUCCUUACUUAAUUCAAAGAUCAUAUUUUAGCUGGCCAUAAAACCAAGAACAUAUUUAGCAAGAAAAGUUGAAAAAUUAUAGGCAUUUGUUGAAAAUAUGAAUUUCUUGAAUGAAUUUCACAUUUGUAACUAUGAUUUUGGCAGAAUGAGAGAUUGGCUCAUCAGUGAAGCAGCAGCAUCUUAGCUCUAGAUUCUAUUUUCAUGCAUCACAGAAGCACUACGUGGUUAGAUCUGUUUGUACUCAGUCAAGAACUAAGAAAUAGUAUGAAUUGUAAGUCAAGAUGGGCAACUCAGAUGGAGCAAUUUAGUCUCACAUAGUUGGCUUGUCUUUAUUUUAUUUAGUGCCAAAUGUAUUCCAUUUUAAAAGUAAGCCACAGUGAAUCAAGGCAUAUACACACUUACUCACAACUUCCUAAACAGAUUUGGAAUGUGUUCAACUUCUCAUGAAAUGUAUUCAAUCCACUUUAUACAUUCCAUCUUUUUAACAUAAAACGUAAAGCUUAGCACCCAUCAUUAAUUUAUGUCACUGCUUUAUCCAGUGGUUAAAAAAAGGAUUCUGCCUCUUUAGUCCUCACUGUUAAAUAAAAUCCAAUCAUAAUAAGUGAUUAACUAGCAAAAGGUAAAGCUAUUUAUAGCAAAUUUCUAGAUCAUUAGAGAAGCACUGGUAGUUGAACCACAAUAUCAGUAUUGACUUUUAACUUCUUUAAAGAGAUCAUGAAUUCUUUUCCCUUAGCCAGAAUGUGAGAUACUUAACCUAGUUGUCUCUAAAAAUUUUGUAAUCAUGAGUUAAAUAUGUUAUCUCCUAGUCAUUGCUUUUAUGUGAUCAAUAAAUCUUUUGCAAACCCAA